Drosophila mauritiana is the source of this 1615-nucleotide messenger RNA. RefSeq names its product synaptic vesicle glycoprotein 2B. NCBI's taxonomy places the organism in Eukaryota, Metazoa, Arthropoda, Insecta, Diptera, Drosophilidae. The transcript is spliced from 9 exons. The record is from RefSeq and is a predicted model, not a curated record. The coding region runs from base 39 to 1541 and encodes 500 amino acids. Gene Ontology annotation, biological process: transmembrane transport. Gene Ontology annotation, cellular component: membrane. Gene Ontology annotation, molecular function: transmembrane transporter activity.
CUUACUGACCAGUCGCCAGUUAUCUCAGGUAUGUCAACAUGCACAGCUCACUGGAGAGCAAUACCCUCGGGCCCAAUGUGUGGGACUACGACAUGGUGCUGGAGAAGAUAGGCUAUGGCAAGACGCAGUGGCUGCUCCUGCUCGUCAGCGGACUGCUGACCAUCACAUCCGUUGCAGCCCAACAAGCCAUGAGCAUCAUUGUGAUCGCCUCGCAGUGCGAGUUUGAAACCACACAGGCCGAGAAGGGCGUGAUGAUGGCGGCUAGUGUUACAGGUCAGUUGUUAUGUGAGUGGGUAUCUUCCUAUCGUCGAAAGGUCCUGCUCUAUGGUAAUUUCGCCAGCAAUGCCCUGCAGUUCAUUUUGAUGUUCGUUACCAGCGUCUGGCUAUUUAAUAUUAUAAACCUUCUCGUUGGAAUUAGUGUUGGCGCGGUGUCAGCAGCACUCUAUGCAUAUCUGAGUGAAUUCAAUAUACCACGACAUCGCGCCGUGGCGAUUAACUAUUCGACUAUGUUUGUUAGUGUUACGGCCAUAUAUGUUCCAGCAACUGCUUGGUUGGUACUCUCAUCGAACUGGGCCAUCAGCAUUGGAGAUUUUGUGUUUAGGCCAUGGCGUUUGCUGUUGCUAGUUAGUCUGCUGCCAGGAUUUAUUGGCGGCUUGAUAUUACUCUAUUAUCCUGAAAGCCCCAAGCUCCUGCUUUCGCAAGAAAAGAACAAAGAAGCCAUUGAAGCUGUGGCUUGGAUCAGUAAAUUUAACAGGGGAAAAUCCAUACAUCAAGUUCUGAACUGCGAUGAAUUUACCCUGAAGUCCGAGGAUCCAGUGGGCGAAAACUUGUUGGCCGAAAGCCAAGGAUGUGGUAUAUUAUCCAAAAUUUGCAGGGCCACCAUACCACUUUUCCACAAGCCACAUGGAUUUAAUUUUAUUCUUUGCAAUUUGGCAUUAUUUGGAAUGUUUUUCAGUUCAAACGGCAUGCAGCUUUGGUUUCCCGAAAUUGUUAAUCGGUCAUCAGGUGCCGAAAAUAACUCUUCAACAGUUUGCGAAAUUCUCAGCGUACCUGUAGAACACGUUAAUGUUACAGAAACUUUGGAUUGCACCGAUCCUAUUAGUAGCAAAACCUAUAUAGACAACCUCGUUGUAGGUUUCGCAUUUUUGAUUGGAUUUUCGAUUCAAGGACUAAUACUUAAUCCUUUGGGCCGUAAAAACGUACUUUUAGCUGCUCUGGCAGUUGCGACAUUAAGUGGAGUCCUUUUACAUUUUAUGGAAAGUCCAACAGGAGUCCUUGUUCUCUUCUGCCUUUACAUUCUUUUGCCUGGGCUUUCGAUUUCAAUUAUGAUUGGCGCCAUUGUUGAUUUGGUUCCUACACAUUUGAGAUCCAAGGCAGUCAGCUUCUGCAUGUCACUGGGAAGACUUGGGAUCAUUGCAGCUACGAACUUGAUGGGAGUUAUGCUGCAGCCUUAUUGCAACACCACUUUUGCCAUGUUUACGUGCACGCUAAUUGUUUGCAUUGUUAUCGUUCAUUACCUACCAAUUCGGAACUCAGCUUAAUGAAUUGUUCAUUUUUGUAUUUGUAUAUUUUUCUUCUUAAUGUUUUUUAUUAAAUUUUUACUUCAAUAUUUAAA